This is a messenger RNA of Aphanomyces invadans, 2393 nucleotides long. RefSeq lists its product as hypothetical. The coding region runs from base 41 to 2230 and encodes 729 amino acids. Lineage: Eukaryota; Oomycota; Saprolegniomycetes; Saprolegniales; Verrucalvaceae. Gene Ontology annotation, biological process: wybutosine biosynthetic process. The record is from RefSeq and is a predicted model, not a curated record. Gene Ontology annotation, molecular function: FMN binding; 4 iron, 4 sulfur cluster binding; catalytic activity. The transcript has 5 exons.
GUGACGACGGAAAAGGUUCAACUUCAGCGGAUCAUCCAAGAUGCUCGUGGUCAAGCCAUCGACGCUGGCGGCGGCGGCGACGCUAGCCGUCGUGUCGGCCUCCAUUGCCUAUGUGCUGUGGAAGCAACGUCGGCACGAGAAUGCCUCAUCCAAAGCUCAAUCUCGCAAAGCGUCGACUGGGUGCUGCACCAACAACACGACUGAGACGUCCACAGGAUGCUGUCAGAAUAACAGCAGUGGCCACAACGGCGACGACGCUGAAGAGAGCAACAAACCUGUUGCAGUGCGCAUCUUGUACGGGACGCACACGGGCACGGCCAAAGGAUAUGCCGUGGCAUUGCAAAAAAAGCUGUUUGCACUCAAUGUAGCCGGGUAUGCGUUCGAGCCGUCCGUCGUGGACAUGAAGGAUUACGACCAAGACAACUUGGAACAUGAGCAGGUGCUGAUCGCGAUCUUGUCAACGUGGACGGGCGGUGUUCCACCCGAAUCGGCGAUGGUAUUUUGCAAUUGGGUGCAGGACAUGGCGCAGGACUUUCGUGUGUCCAAGACAUGGCUCAAGCACGUCCAUGUGGCUGUGUACGGACUGGGUAAUUCGGAAUACGACGAAAACUUUGGCAAGGCAUCCAAGGCAUUGAGCAAGCACUUCAGCACUCUCGGUGCCUCGCGCCUGUGCCCUCGCGGUGUCGGCGACGACAACCACGACCAGACCGCGCAGUUUGACACAUGGAGCGACCACUUGAUUGCGUCUUUGUGCGAGCAGUACGUCAUUUUGCAAAAGCCUGCGACGGCCGACGCGGAUGCACGCAACAGCAAGGUGGCGGGGUGGAAGUCGCAGAACGAAUUCCGCCGUCAAAAGCGCAAGGAGAAAGCAGCGGCGAACGGCGAAGACAACGAAGAAGCCAUGUGGACUGCGGAAGAUCAAAUGAACGAGAUUGUGCUCGAGUUGGACCAGGGCGACGAUAGCGACGAGGACGGUCCUUCACGACGCACCAAGGGCAACGGGGUCGUCGACGUUGAAGACAUUGGCGUCGUGAUGAAGGAGUCGGAAGCAGCCGCGUUGUCGCGAGAAAUGGUCACGCCGUUACAGCGCAAAGCCUUGACAAAGGAAGGGUACAAGAUCAUCGGGACCCACAGUGCGGUCAAACUAUGCCGCUGGACCAAGCAUCAGCUGCGAGGGCGCGGUGGAUGUUACAAGCACACGUUCUACGGGAUCACGAGCUACCAGUGCAUGGAGACAACGCCAUCUCUCGCGUGUGCAAACAAGUGCGUGUUCUGCUGGCGUCACCACAAAAAUCCAGUUGGCCGCGAGUGGCGGUGGAAGACGGACGACGCGAAGGAGCUCGUGGAAGGCGCAAUCUCUCGCCAUCAAACGAUGAUUAAGGAAGUCAAGGGGCUACCUGGUUUAAUCCAGAGCCGGUGGGAGGAAGCGUUUACGGUCCGGCACUGCGCACUCAGUUUGGUCGGCGAACCGAUUAUGUACCCGCACAUCAAUGAGUUUUGCCGCGAGCUGCAUGCCCGUCAAAUCAGUUCGUUCUUGGUCACGAAUGCGCAGUUCCCCGAGAAAAUUGCCGCGCUCGAACCCAUCACGCAACUUUAUGUGAGUGUCGACGCCGCCACCAAGGACUCGCUCAAGGCGAUCGAUCGCCCGUUGUUUAAAGAUUUCUGGGAGCGAUUCCUUAGCUGCCUGACCCAGCUCAAAGCCAAGGGCCAGCGCACGGUGUAUCGCAUGACGUUGGUCAAGGAGCACAACAUGAAAGAGAUCGACAACUACGUCGAACUCAUCCACAUGGGCGAGCCAGAUUUGAUCGAAAUCAAAGCUGUCACGUACUGCGGCAAGAGCGACGCGUCCGACUUGACCAUGCAAAACGUGCCGUACCACCAAGAAGUGCGCGACUUUUGCGAACUCCUGUGCGCCAAACUCGGCUGCGGGUAUGCGCUCGCAACCGAACACGCCCACUCGAACUGCGUCCUGAUCGCCAAAACGGCCUUCAAGAUCGAUGGUCAGUGGCACACAUGGAUUGACUACGACAAGUUCCACUCGCUCAUCCAAGCGUACUACAAGGACGGCACGCCGUUCACGACGAUGGAUUACAUCGCGCCGACGCCGGCGUGGGCCGUGUACAACGCCCCGGAAGCAGGAUUUGACCCGAUCGAGACGCGCUUUCGGCGUACGAAGGAAGGCAAAGUCGUCGAAAUCGAGUACACUGCAACCGAUUCGGGCUGUGGUUAGAGUGCUUGGAUGAGUUGUCUGUCACGGCAAGACCCCCACACGGGGGCGGUGACGUCGCCAGAACGAUGGGAUUGAGAUUUUGUACGCUGAUUUGACGAGUAUGUUCAGUAACUGGGGUCGCAUUUGGGCUCAUUACGCAAGCACUCGAAAGAAGAACUGAGUC